Messenger RNA from Cylindrotheca closterium, 657 nucleotides. NCBI's taxonomy places the organism in Eukaryota, Bacillariophyta, Bacillariophyceae, Bacillariales, Bacillariaceae. The record is from the annotation of a GenBank genome assembly.
AUGACUGCAAUGAAACAAGAUAUUGAUAUCAUGGGAAAAGGUACCCCUCGCCUCAAAGAGUGGAAUCUGGUUCCAUCCAUGGUUUCCCGUAUUGGGAAGCAAACAUCUCAGCUCACCGUUGUCAUGACUCUUGAAUCAAAGCCGAAUAGCAAUCAUGAUAUUCUUGUUUCGACUAUCGUCUCUCGGUCUGCAAAGUUUCAGCAUCGUUGCUGGCUUAUCAAGGACACGGCAGGGCAUACUCGUGGAUUCCUUUCUCAGCCAAAGGAUGGCUAUUAUGUGUUGGAAAGAGCAGAAAGUGACGGCGGCCUCGUGGAAGUUCUGAAGAUCCACUACAAAUUUCUUGGCGUUUUUAAAUUUUUGACCGAAAAACCUACUCGAAAAGCUGAGGUUUCAAUUCAAGGAGGAGCUCAGUUUCUUUCGAAGGAGCCAGUAGGCAAAGAUGGCAAGCCCAAACCUCUUUACACUGCUGGUCGCGGGCGUGUGACGUCUUCGAAGAAUAUGCAAUUGCUGAGCAAUGAGGACGGCAAGAUGAUUUUGCAAUUUGUAAAAUGGGGAGAUAAUCAGUUUCAUCUUGAUUACAAAGAACCCUUCGAUGCAUUUCUUGCAUUCGGAUUUGCCAUUGCGCAACUGGAUUUGGGGAUGAUUACUCUCAUGUAA